CAAUCUCAAAGUCAAGGUCAUCAUUUGUGAUUUGCCCAUCAAGCAUUCUAUACUGAGCUCCAAGCUGCUCUCAACUGAAAAAUCUGUGACCAUAAAACCUUAUCGAACAAUUAAUUUAAUGUCAUCUUUACAUGUUGUCCAAUCCAAAGCACUAUGCAUCACUCUUAACUCAAUGUAUUUCAACUAAAGAUUUAAACUUUGGUAAAAUUCUUCACGCACAUUUCAUAAAAACCUCCCUCAUUUUCAAUUCCUUCAUCUCUAACCGCUUGAUAGAGUUGUAUUCCAAAUGCUACAACAUUGAGAGUGCUCAAAAAGUUUUUGAUGAUUUCCCUGAUAAGAAUAGCCAUUCCUGGAAUGCAAUUAUUUCUGGCUAUUCUAAAACCGGUCAGUUUGAUCAUGCAUACCAACUGCUUGAUAAAAUGCCUGAACCAUAUAUUGUGGGUUACAAUUCUGUGAUUUCUGGGUUGGUUCAUCAUGGGUUUUAUGAAGAGUCUUUGUGUUUUUUCUCGACUAUGCACAAAAUGGGUAGUGGGUUUGGUUUGUUUUUGGAUGAAUAUACAAUAUCUAGUGCUGUUAGUAGUUGUGCUGUUUUGGGUGCAAUUAAGUUGUUGCAUCAGUUUCAUUGCGUGGCGAUUGUGCUUGGAUUUGAGUUUGAUGUUAAUGUAUGCAAUACGUUAAUUAAUGCGUAUGGAAAAUGUGGUAAACCUGAUUUAUGUUACUCGAUAUUUACUCGAAUGCCUGAACGAGAUGUUGUGUCGUGGACCUCAAUGGUUGUAGCUUAUGCCAAGGCAUCUAGGUUGAAUGAUGCUUGCCGUGUUUUUCAUCAAAUGCCGGUGAAAAAUACAGUAUCUUGGACUGCAUUGAUCACAGCGUUCUCUCGGAAUGAGCAAGGAAUAGAAGCCUUGAAUCUUUUUGAUCAGAUGCGGAAGGACGGAGUUCAACCUAACGUGUUCACAUAUGCUGCUGUUCUAGGUGUUUGUGCAGAUUUAGCCCUCAUAGAGAAAGGAAAACAACUUCAUGGCCGCAUUAUUAGAUCAAAUACCAGAGCUCCAUUGUUCAGUACAUUUGUCUUUAAUGCUAUGAUUGACAUGUAUUGCAAGUGUGGAAAUAUGACAGCAGCAAUGCUGCUAUUUGAGAAGUUGCCAGACAAGAAAAAUGAUGUUUCUUGGAACUCCAUAAUAACUGGGUUUGCUCACAAUGGACAUAUUGAGGAAACUCUUGAAAUGUUUAAACGGAUGAUUGCAGAAAAAGUAAAGCCCAAUGAAGUGACGUUCCUUGGAGUACUAUCUGGUUAUUGCCACACAGGGUUAGUAGACGAAGGCAUGAAAGUUUUCGACUUAAUGUCAGAGCAUGGUUUGAAGCCAAGUUUGGCUCACUAUGCAAUUUUGAUCGAUUUGCUCGGAAGGAAGAACAGACUAAACGAGGCAGUAGAGUGGAUUGAGAGAGCUCCUGGUGGCUCCGAUCACGUUAGAAUAUGGGGUGCGCUUCUAAGUGCUUGUCGAGUCCAUGGAAAUACAGAUCUUGCUCACAAGGCUGCCAAAACUCUUUUUAAGUUGGAGCCUCAAAAUGCUGCUAGGUAUGUUAUGCUAUCUAAUGUUUAUGCAGCAGGAAAUAGAUGGGAUGAGACCUGUCAAAUGAGAAAACUUGUCGGUGAGAAAGGAUUGAGGAAACAUGCGGGCUGUAGUUGGAUUGAAGUGAAUAAUACUAGGCAUGAAUUCAUGGCCGCGGACAUGGUACAUUGUUCUCGCGAACACGUAUAUGAAGUAAUUCAUGAACUGGUAGAUCAAAUGAGUGAAAAGGGAUAUCUUUCCUGUAUUGAGAUAGACCUCGAAGGUGAUUGUUUUUGAGAACCGUAUUGAAAAUAGCACUCCAAUUUUUUUCCGAUAAGUUCAUAUGUAGUUUCGUUGCGAGCUAGUAUUCCAUAGUGUUGAUUCCUAAACUGAUUUGACUGUAGAACUUGCUAAUGAAGGAAACGUCAUGUAUGAUCCCAAAUUUAUGCUCAAUAGUUUUGGAUAGCACAAUACAUGUGAGUAUUCCUUGUAUUGAGAUAGGCGAUAGGCCUUGGAGAAACUGAAGCAAAAUCUCAAAAUAGUUUAAACAAAACUAUUUGGAUCUAAUUUCUUCAAUCCUUCAAUUUUAUGUCUAAAUAGAAAAUAAGAAAAUCAAAAAUGGCUAUUAAAGACA
Messenger RNA from Amaranthus tricolor (Joseph's coat), 2184 nucleotides. Its product is annotated as pentatricopeptide repeat-containing protein At2g21090-like. The record is from RefSeq and is a predicted model, not a curated record. The transcript has a single exon. The coding region runs from base 132 to 1847 and encodes 571 amino acids. Gene Ontology annotation, molecular function: protein binding; RNA binding. Gene Ontology annotation, biological process: RNA modification. NCBI's taxonomy places the organism in Eukaryota, Viridiplantae, Streptophyta, Magnoliopsida, Caryophyllales, Amaranthaceae.